CGUCGCCCCUUUGCCAUCACCACCACCAACCUGUCUACUUUGUUGUUAAGACUCUCAAAACAGCAGUAAUCUCACCGCUAAUAAUCACGCGUUCUUUAAAAACUUGGAAAUAAUGGACAAAUCACUUGACGAGGGCACUCGUCGUGGUACUGGUCGUCGCGGAGGUGCAGGAGCCAAGGCUCAACUUCUCGGAACUACUGGCGCCAACCCCGCCACCGCGCGGCCACUGCCGGCGCUAUUAAAGCCGCAGGCACCACAUCUGCGCAACCCGCCGAUAAAAUCAUUGGUGUCCCUGCGCGACGUCACUUUGCAUUAUGAUAGCGCUGGACCGGUUCACUUCCAACGCAAGGGCGAUGGUACUUUGGCCUACCAGCAAUAUAACAACCGAUUGAUCGAUGGGAAUCGAAAUCGUGGUCGACCCCCGCACGUCCUGCUCCGCCCGCUUCACUCGUGUCGCGCGUCCGCACCUGCCGCUUCUGCUCCUGCAGCUCCAGACGCUCGAAGUGCCAGGUGCGUACACUAAAGUUACUGGUUUCGUUGUCUUACCAAUUCAUAGGCCUGCAACGCGUGGCUCUCGCCGUGGAAGAGGCCGAGGAAGGAAGGGAAUGAAAGACCUCAGAAGAGCGUUGCUGAUCUUGAUGCAGAGAUGGAGGUUUGUUCUUGAACCUCGUCUCUGGAACAUCAUGUUCAUAUAGAUUUCUCAGGAUUACACUGCGAGCAAUAUCGUUGUUCCCGCCGCUGCUUAAAGUAGCUCGUACUGUGUAUCUGCUAAUGCUGACUGUCUGUUUUGUCCCCCUUUGAUACCGUUCCGAUUUAUUCUUAGUAGUCUGUCCUGUAUUCUACACGCUUGUUUUCCUGGGACUCGAAUUUCUAUUGAGUUAUGAGUCUCUUCA
This is a messenger RNA of Suillus subaureus, 893 nucleotides long. RefSeq lists its product as uncharacterized. NCBI's taxonomy places the organism in Eukaryota, Fungi, Basidiomycota, Agaricomycetes, Boletales, Suillaceae. The transcript has 6 exons. Bases 113 to 523 code for a protein of 136 amino acids. The record is from RefSeq and is a predicted model, not a curated record.